GUGGUGUCACAUAACCUAUUUGCUGUAAUUGUUUACGUAGUGUAUACAAAUUUUCAUACCUCUUAUGAUAUUUUUUGUAUUUAAAGGUGCGCUUUAUAAUGUUCGCGUUAAUGAAAGAAGUGAUUUUCUGGAGCUUCGAUGAUAAUAUAAGCAUAGAAGACACAGAUUUUGGUGCAUUCAAAUACCAUGAUAAACGAAUUGAUGGCAUGUAUGAAGAAGGUAAAAGAUCUUACUGCCAAGAGCGUGGUAUGACUUAUGUUCCAGAAAACAAAAAGGGAAACAAGUUAAAACAUUCUAUUAAAUAUUUGGAGGAUCAACUCAGAGAUAAUUCUGUAAUUUAUUGUCAAUGGUACAAUCAUUCUGUUGUACAAUUAAUGCUCAGCAAUGGUUUGUUAGUACAAAUACAAGUUUGCCUCUUCAGUGGUGAUAUACGAGAAAUUCAUUUUGAUAAAUAUCUCGUAGGGAAAUUAUCAGAACAUGUGUCCGAUGUCAUUAUUACUAAGAAUCAUUUAGUUUGUAUAUACAAUGAUAACCUAGUGACAUUGGUAUAUUUUACAAAAGCGAAAACACAUGUUUUUGACAAGAUCAAUAAAUUAGAACCUAAGUUAAUCACGACAGAUUUAUUUGUGCCUAAUGGACGUAGACUUGACAAGAAAAUUCAAGUAAACAAGUCUGCUGACUUGAUAUUAAUUUGGCGAAAAUCUACAAUGAAUGAAGUUUUUCCAUGGAGUCCUGCUAUGAAACAAUAUCAUCGUGCAAACAUGCAUCUGUUUCGACUUACAGGAACAAAGUUAGAAUUGUUAUGUUACAUUCGUACUGAAUUUGAUCCUUUGUGUAUUAUGUUUGAUAUAUGUGAUGACAACAUUAUUCAUUCUGUAGAACAAAAAGUUUCUAGGAAGGGAGAAGUCACUGUAGAGUGGCGUACUUACGAAGUUUCUCGGCAAAAUAAAUUAAAAAGAAUUGCCGUAAUCUCCGUAUCACUGCCGACGCAUACAAGUUGCGUGAGAUUUUCGCCUCAUCAAGAAUUAUUGCUAUUAUGUUGCAUUGAUGGCACUAUUAUGAUAUAUGAUCAAACGAAAUCAACAACUACUAGUAUAAAGGCAGCGUUUAUACCGACUUUGGCUGCUUGGCAUAGUGAUGGUAUAAUAUUCGUAGUGGGUAAUGACAGAGGUCAGUUUCAACAUUUUGAUAUCACUUUAACGUGUAUCAAAAGCCAGACAUUGAACGACGAAACAACGCCAGCAAAUAUUCUUGAUUUGUCACCAUAUUUCAAGAAUCAGCAUACCUUGUUACAUAUGGAAUGGAAUAGGAAAAGCGACACGAAUCAAAUUCAUUAUUACAACAAUAACAAUGCUUUAUUCUUGUUACUUUUCGAACGAGGACCGAUUGGCGUUAUUAAAGUAAUCGGAGGCGAUACUUUAUCUGGGGACGAACUAGUCAGAAGAUAUUUGUCCGAUUCUCGAAUAGAACAGGCAACUGCCUUAUUAUUGUCAAUGAAUUGGGAUACACAGUCACACGUAUGCAUGCAAUCGCUCAAUCAAAUCUUAAAUUAUUUAUUCAAGUUACCAUUAACAAUGGAACGAGAAGGUCUGAUACAAAAUGCACUGGGUAGUUUUCAUGUGCCUAUUAAACCGAUAAGUCAGGCUGUCGAAGAGGAAUAUGGAGAUGAAGUGAGAGAUUUAACAAGACGAUUCUUCUACCAUUUAUUAAGAUAUAGGAUGUUUGAAAAAGCCUUCAGACUAGCUAUUGAUUUAAAUGAUCAUGAUCUUUUCAUGGACAUACAUUUCUAUGCUGUGAUUCUAAAUGAUAUGGAACUGGCAACUGCAGCCAAAGAGAAAGCUGAGAAGAUUCUGAGUAGAUCAAAUAGCUGCAAUGAUUCGCAUUCAACAUGUUCGAGAGCAUCAUGUUCUAUAUGCUCUGAUUCAAGCAAUGAGAAAGGCGAAGAAGAAGAGGAGGAGGAAGAAGAAGAAGAAGAGGAAGAGGAGGAAGAAACAUAUAGUGAAGAAAGCGAAGAUUCUCGAAAAGAAGAACGAGCCAAUCUAAAACAAUCGAAAAGGCGCCAUUAUAGAAAAGCCUCCAGUCAAAUCCCACCCUUACCAGUUGUCCAUCCUCAUCAUGAUAUCAAGAAUGCAUUCACUACAUCCUAUAACAAUAUUCCAUCCAUUAAUAAGACUGACUAUCCUCGAAUACCUUCACUCCUGGAUACUUCUAACAGUAUUUUAACUUCGUUUAAUCACUCUUCGCAUGUUUCGAAUCCAUUUUUAGCAUCGACCUCUUUCAACAAAUCAUACAAUGUUCAAUCGAACUUCUCACCAGUUAACACGACAAACAUCAUCAACAGUUCUCUGGCGUUUAAUAAUGCAUCGGACGAUUUAAUGACUACAUCAUUCGGUAGUGUUUCUCUCACUGAAUCAGAAGUAAUAAUCGAUGAUCAAUCUGGCAACAAUUUUGACACUAGAUCAUAUGACAAAUCGUUACUUAAUGAAAUACCAUAUUCUUUCAAUAGUUCCACUGCCAAUGCAAUGACAACUUGUGCACAGGAGGAUAGCUUUAUCUCAACUCCCUUCAACAAACCGGUGUAUGAAUCCGAAGACAUUGAAUCUAAUUAUCUGGCAAGCUCAUUAAAUGCUAUUGACAGUAACAUUAUGUCAACGUCGUUCAGUACUCGAAUCACGAACGCUCCCGUUUUGCAUAGUAAUUCCUUAAAUGUAACAACGACGAAUAAUAACUCUGAAACAACUUCUUCCAUAUUACAAAGUGUAAAAUCAUCGAAGAUAACUGAUAAAUUACUAACCAGAAUUCUCACUGACACCGAUCGUUUGUCUCAAAUUCAAUCGCCUCUUUCAGACAAUAUUUGCAACAAUCUGAUGUCUACCUCGUUUAACUAUCCCGAAGGUAAUGCAGCUUCUGAAAAUAGCGGAAUUAUGUUUCCUAAUAGAUUUAACAGCAACGAUCAAGGUAUUAAGUUACAACAAUUUGAAACAAUAGAAGAAAAAGAAAUGGGCAUCGAUAUUCCACCGCCGCCUUCUUUGACAAGUUCUCUCGCUAAUUAUCUUCAUGGUCUACCCAGAAAAAAUUAUCCUCUGUCCAAAAGUGCUCCAGGUUUAUCAGACAUCACGGACGAAUCGAUUCACAAGUUUUCCUCGAGCAAAGCGACUUAUGUGUCGUCGCGCAUUUUACAAAAACCAAAUUCCACGUCGUCUAACAUAUCUCAAAGCCAAAAAACCCCGUCCCCAUCUUUUAAAACUUAUAGGUACAAUUACGACCUAGAUUAUGUACCAUUUCAUAGCGCUCGUGAUGACACAGACUUGCAGUAUUCACAAACAACUGGUAAACAAAGUUUUCCUACUCAAAACUUUCAUCCUAGUUAUAGCGCGCAACAUAGAUUAUUCGAAAAUAGAUAUUCAUCAAGAUCUUUCCAAAAUAUUAAUGUAAAUAAAGAAACUAGAAUAUUUUCCAACAUACCACCUCUGCCUGUGAUUAAUACAUCUACUGCCAAUCCGACAAUCGGCACAAGUUCGCCGUUCACCGACGCGCCAGUAAGUUCCAAUGAAAAGCCAAAAGUGAAGUUCUCGGAUACUGUUACUCAUAUAUUAGUACCUGGCGCAAUUCAAGGACAUAGGCAGAAACGACCUGCUACACAAGUACAUGUAACGGAUCCUAAACGUGAACUAGCUGAAAGUCUUCCACUCUGUCUGGGUAAUGAAGAUUAUCUUAAAGAUUUUCAACCAUUAUCUAAAGACGACAUAGACGAGAAAGUAAAAGAAACUCUCAAAUCUGAUGACAGUACAAAAAUUAAAGUUGUGCAUUUUGGUUUAUUGUAAAUCUACAAGUAGAGUAAGAGAAUUUGUUAGAAUUAAUUUAAUACUUGUUGCGAAAAUAGUUAUAUUUGCAUAUACCAUUUUAUGUAUAUAUGUAUUGUUAUGAUAAAACAGUGACAGAAAUAAGAUAGAAGUUGUUAGGCGGAUUAA
Cataglyphis hispanica is the source of this 3971-nucleotide messenger RNA. It is a transcript of the gene frtz, whose product is annotated as WD repeat-containing and planar cell polarity effector protein fritz. Gene Ontology annotation, cellular component: axonemal basal plate. The record is from RefSeq and is a predicted model, not a curated record. Lineage: Eukaryota; Metazoa; Arthropoda; Insecta; Hymenoptera; Formicidae. The transcript has 15 exons. Gene Ontology annotation, molecular function: protein binding. Gene Ontology annotation, biological process: cilium organization; establishment of protein localization; nervous system development. The coding region runs from base 99 to 3824 and encodes 1241 amino acids.